AUGGCAAGCACCAGCACCAGCACGGCCACCCCCAUCCCGCCCGAGCUCUUGUCUCACCCGGCGCUCCAGGACCACCCGACCGUCCUGGCCCUGCACGAGACGCACGGCGGCAUCCCUGCCAACCCGGAUGCGGAGACGCUCGACUCUGUCCUGCAGUUUGCCAACUCGGUCGCCAGCACGGCCGUCGCGCCGGGCACCAAGACGCGGCGCACCGACCCCAGCCCGCGGCGCACGGCGCGCGUGUGGCGCUCGCAGCUGCUGGGCCACCGCGACCCGAGCGUGUCGCCCGAACACUCGCCGGUGCGGUACCGCUCCCGCUCCCGGCCCCCGGGGACGGCGACGGUGCCAGAGGACGGACUGGCCGCCGUGUCCGUCGACGACAGGCGCGAGGUGGGCGCCGGGACGGGCCUGCGCGCGCCUGGUAAGCGUGACAUGGCGUCUGUGGGCGGCAACGGGGCGAGCGACCUCGAGAACCGCGUCGCGGCCAGUAUCCAGCAGCAACACGAGUUCCACGACCGGCUCCUGCAGCGCUUCGUAGCGGUGGAGGCGCAGGCGACGCAGGACCAUACCGCGUUGCAGGCGCGGUUUGACCAGAGCGAAGCGAGGUACACCAACAAAGUGAACGCGUAUCUCGGGCGCGCGCUGGUCCCCGUCUCCAACGGCAAGGAUCCCAUCCCUCUCGACCUUGCACCCAUCAAGUCGGCCGAUGCGAUCCGCAAUCUCGGCAACGACCACCUCCGCAGGUGGCUGACGUAUUACACUGGCUCGCCGCCAGCCGACAAUGUAAAGGAGUCGCAUCUCCGCCAGGCGCUGCGUGCGUGUACUGGGGUGGACGUGUCGCUUGUGCAAGAGUAA
Messenger RNA from Apiotrichum porosum, 855 nucleotides. RefSeq lists its product as uncharacterized. The transcript has 3 exons. Bases 1 to 855 code for a protein of 284 amino acids. Lineage: Eukaryota; Fungi; Basidiomycota; Tremellomycetes; Trichosporonales; Trichosporonaceae. The record is from RefSeq and is a predicted model, not a curated record.